Messenger RNA from Laccaria bicolor S238N-H82, 672 nucleotides. RefSeq lists its product as uncharacterized. The record is from RefSeq and is a predicted model, not a curated record. The transcript has 3 exons. The coding region runs from base 1 to 672 and encodes 223 amino acids. NCBI's taxonomy places the organism in Eukaryota, Fungi, Basidiomycota, Agaricomycetes, Agaricales, Hydnangiaceae.
AUGCAAACCAUUGAACUUUACAACCCCAAUACCCCCAACUUACAUUUGACCCCAUUCACCUCUACUUAUUCCUUAUCCGAGGACGUCAACCCGCUCAACUACCAGUUAACGGCCGAUGACUUCAUUGUACUUACUCAGGCCGAUGCACCUGAAGUCAACAACAACCCCUCCAUUCCGUUCACUCCCCGAGGAUAUAUUCCCCAGUUCUACUUCGAUCGCCUCAACAUGCGGCAACCCGACAUCCUCACUAUCCAAGACCAGAUCUUCCUUAACCCACUUUGCGGGUACACAACCUGGGAGAAUCUCUCCACUUGGUACCGCGAUUUUCAAACAAUUGGUCAUCUCGCUGUCCAGUGGAUUCAGACAGCUCAAUGCCAGACACUUCAGCUGGGACCUGGAAUGGGAUGGGAUUGGGAGGUUUGUCAGGGUACUUGUCUCAAAUAUCCUGAGCACCAUCUCAUCACGGCAGGAAACAUGGGGAAUGGGGGAGACAGUUCAUCUGAAUGGUCGAGUGAUGAAUCCAGUACUUUACAGUGCCCCACCUAUUCCUGCAGGAAUGGGGUCAUUCCAGUGGAAUUCCAGAGGAAUUCCAGAGGAAUCCAGAGGAAUCCAGAGGAAUUCCAGUGGAAUAGGACUGGAAUCAAGCAGAUUUAUCUUAAAGGGAGGGGGUAG